AUGAGAGCCCUAACGGCUGCACGGCCACUGUUUUCCGAUUUGCCGCGACUUGGUCGCUCAUGGCUACCGCCUUACAGUUUCAAGGCGUUCGCUUCUGCUUCUUCGUCUUCGUCGUCGGAUUUGAACCUACGGAAUCAAUCUCGUGGUGGCCUCCCUCGAUUCUUCUCCGAUGAUCUUCCUUCGCGCAAGGCAUAUCCUCUCUCUCUCUCUCUCGUGUACUUGUUUCUCUAUUUGAAUAUGUGCUCUGAGUUUUGGCAUAUGGCGAAAGUUCUAAGACUGAAACCGGACGACAGGGUAGAACUCUUUAAUGGCAAAGGAGGUUUGGUGGAAGGUUGUAUACAAAGCAUAGACAAAACUGGAGUUGAUUUUGUCGCACAAGAAGAUCAGAAAUUGAUUCUUCCUCAGGGCAUCCAGUGGCAGGUUUUUGCAGCUUUCGGGACCUUGAAGGGUGGUCGAGCGGAUUGGCUUAUUGAGAAAUGUACAGAACUUGGAGCGAGUAGUGUCACACCGCUUUUAACAGAAAGAUCUUCCAUAAUCUCUGAAAAUCGGGUUGACAGAUUGGAACGUGUUAGUUUUGCUGCGGCUAAGCAGUGCCAAAGGCUACAUCAAAUGGUACUGAGCCCUCCGAUCAAAUUUGGUACCCUCUUGGAUCAUAUGUCCAAGUCAGAGUUGUGUUUGGUAGCGACAGCAGAAGCUACACCUCUUCUCACUGCUUUAAACUCCUCAGCAAAAGAAUCCAGCGGACUAUUAAUCGUUGGACCAGAAGGCGACUUCACGAAGAAAGAGGUGGAGAUGAUGUUGGAAGCAGGCGGCACAGCAGUUGGACUUGGGCCACACCGGUUGCGAGUUGAGACAGCAACCAUUGCUCUUCUGGCAACUCUAGUGAUGUGGUCCGACUCUCAAGUCUAAACAGUGGGUAGCCUUUAGUAGUUUUUGUUGCCUUUUAGGCCCUGUCUUGUGUUCUGGUUAGCUAAGUAAUGUCUAUUGAUAAAAAAAAGGGUAAAGGUUUUCUGAAUAUUACUACUGCCUUGAAAGCUUAAAUUUACGAGAUUUGUUAUAUUCCACUUUGAUUUUUCUUUCAUAUUGAAUCAAUGCUUAAAUUUCAGACACACGACAUGACACUCAUAGAUCUGAUAGAGAUCAAACCUGUAAACACCAAAGAAGAAGGUUUUGCGAUAAGCAAUUACUGUAAAAGGUUACAUUGCUCAAUUCGGUGGACGAGGCACUGAAUCCAUCCAUCGUUGGAGCACAAACUGGGAUAACAUGAUGACCCUUGUUACAUUGCGAUUAUCUUCCACAUACCCUUUAGAGUUAUAUGUGUUGAUGCGCCAAGAACCUCCACUAUCACUCCAAUUCUCUGAUUCUUGAUGAACAAUAAACUCUUGUUUCCGUAAGUCACCAGACACCAAACACUCGUGCUGUUGGCUCCAUAGAUAGACGAUAUCAGUAUCAAACGGAUUCAUUGCCAUGGGGAAACAAUCAACAUCGAAUCCAACAGAAGCCAUGUCGAUUUCUUCCCGUGACAGCUGCCAACAUUCACCGCUCUCAAAGUUGUUGUUCAGCCUCCAAAUCUUCAAUCUUCGGUGAAGUGUUUCAAUGUAGAUAACAUCUCCUCCUGACGUAGUCAAGCAUCUCCUAACGUGUUUGUUAUCCGGUACAAGAAGAGGUAUAACCCGGCAUUGAUCAUCGUCUUCAGGGCCAUAGAAGUCGUGAGCUACAAGAAAACCAGCUUCAUCAGUAGGAUGAUCCAAACCUCUUUCCCGGAGAUAAAGCGUCCCGUUGAGAUUCACCGGAGGGUAAGAACCAGUGUAUUUAACGGGAUGAGAAGAAAGAAGACGCUUGAAACUCCAUAAACCUGUCUCGGAGGAAUACACACACACUCUCCACACAUACAUUCCCAUGAAUCUUUCCAUCUUUCGACCAGUGUCAACGGUCCUAACCACUUUGAAACCUGAAACGACGCCGUUCUCGACACGCGUCACCAAACCGGUGGCGACACUUUGCUCUGGAGGCGGAGGGAUUUCAACCCAUUGUUGUAAAACCGGAUUACCCACGAAGGAUUUGUAACUGUAGGCCAAGUUCUCGGUGCGAUUGAAGAAUGCAUUGAUCCAGAUCAAUCCGUUGGAAGAAGCUACAUAGAAGUAUCUAGAGGUUGGGAGAUUCGGAUACAGUCGAAAAGGAAUGAUGUAAGAGCCUAGAGAUUUGGGGAGAUCCCAAGUAUCGCAUCCAUGGAAGCCUAUAGCUUCUGUGAUGGGAUGAGGAUAAUCGGCUCCGAACAUGAGAGACCAAGAGGAAGAUGAGUUUCUGUGGAGAGAGACGAAGAGACAUCGGAAGUAGGAAGAUUCGAUUAACGAUCUCCAUUGUUUGCACACAGAUUUGAAUCUCGCGAUGCUUCUCAAUGGUAAUCUCGCAAUGAUCUCUACCACUGUCGCCUCUACCACUGCUCUUCCUCUUGUUAUCUCCAUUGGGAUUAGGGAUUUUUCUUCUGUGAUUCUUCCUACCUUAUCAUUUGCCUUCUGUGUGUUUGUUUUGUACUUUUGCAUUAUUGGCUUCGAUUUGGCUCCUACUUGACUUGCCAGAGAAACAAGUUAUGG
Molecule: messenger RNA, 2594 nt
Organism: Thlaspi arvense
Lineage: Eukaryota; Viridiplantae; Streptophyta; Magnoliopsida; Brassicales; Brassicaceae
Source: the annotation of a GenBank genome assembly